AUGGAGCGUGCCGAUGAGCCCGGAUGCCCUAUUCCUAGAACCACACUUACAAUCGAAGGCAUUGAUCCUAAGGUCUGGCUUGUCGGUAUCGGCGCGCAGUUCCUUGAAGACGAGUGGAGGAAGCUAUUUAUCGAUUCCAAUAAGCCGUUAAACACAAAGGCGAUCUUACACUUUGGGAGACAGCAGAUUCUCACAAACUUUUACAUGUCUGAGUUUUCCAAGGCCUUCUAUGAGACUCAUUUUCCCCUAGAAACCCUGCAGUACGUUAUUGUUACUGAUAUUCGUCGAAAGCACACCAAUCCCUUCCUUCGAGAUCAUAUUUACAAAUCCCAGUCAGUACUUGAGUUUCUGCCCAGGGAGCCGCAAACUUGGGAGUCUCCUUCGCCGGAGACUUGUGGUACUCUUGGUACUCCCAUUGGUAAAGUUGUGACGGCCUUUGUCUUGUGUGCAUAUGGUCAGGGGGUGAAACGGAUUCCACGGAUCGUGAAAUGCGAGACCGGUGAAAACUCGAGUAAAUAUAACCUUCGGUUCGAUAUUGAGGAUGUCUGA
Penicillium hordei is the source of this 549-nucleotide messenger RNA. RefSeq lists its product as uncharacterized. The record is from RefSeq and is a predicted model, not a curated record. Lineage: Eukaryota; Fungi; Ascomycota; Eurotiomycetes; Eurotiales; Aspergillaceae. The transcript has 3 exons. The coding region runs from base 1 to 549 and encodes 182 amino acids.